This is a messenger RNA of Ogataea haglerorum, 255 nucleotides long. RefSeq lists its product as uncharacterized. The coding region runs from base 1 to 255 and encodes 84 amino acids. The transcript has a single exon. The record is from RefSeq and is a predicted model, not a curated record. NCBI's taxonomy places the organism in Eukaryota, Fungi, Ascomycota, Pichiomycetes, Pichiales, Pichiaceae.
AUGGAUCCUUUGGAAGGCGAGGAGAUCAAGGGAUUUAAAAUUGGCGACAAGACAGUGGACGUCGGGCAGCUGAGACAUCCGCACAGCCGUGUGGUGCACUGUUUGCCUGGCAAGGAAGAAUUGGCACAUGGGGGUCUGUUGCGCACCGACAAGCGACCAAAGGGCUCGGAGAACAACGGGGAUUUGGUUCAGGAAGCGAUCAAUCUGAAGAAGAAACAGAAGGAGAUAUUGGAGCAGGACGAGAAGAAGCAAUGA